UCUUUAUUUCCACUCGACAUGUUUGUUUUAUUUCAGCACCACUACGUUCAAGUUCGACUGACAUUCAUUCGAAUACUAAAUGGAUACAGAAUGGUCUCACUGUGGCUGGAGGAAAUGGUCACGGUAAUGGAAUCAAUCAACUCUAUAACCCAAGAGGUUUGUAUGUCGAUGAUGAUCAAACUAUUUAUGUCGCUGAUCUGUCUAAUCACCGUAUUGUGGAAUGGAAAUGUGGUGCGACGAGUGGUCAAGUGGUUGCUGGUGGAAAUGGAAGUAGAAAUGGAGCUCAUCAGUUGAAUUCUCACUCUGAUGUGAUUGUUGACAAAGAAAGAGAUAGUCUCAUCAUCUGCGAUAAUGGGAAUGAAAGGGUAGUGCGAUGGCCUCGUCGAAAUGGUACUAGUGGAGAAACAUUCAUCUCAAACAUCUCUUGUAUGGAUUUGACAAUGGACGAGAAUGGAUCUCUCUAUGUCGCUGACAAUGGAAAAGAUGAAGAAGAAGGUGUAAAACAAGGCAUUGCCGUAGCCAGUGGUCAAGGAUCUGGAAAUAGUCUUUCACAACUGUCAGGUCCUGGAGGACUCGUUGUUGAUCAAUUGGGCGCUGUCUAUGUGGCUGAGUAUUCGAAUCAUCGAAUCAUGCGUUGGCCAAAAGGAGCCACAAAGGGAAGUGUCAUUGCUGGUGGAAAGGGUGAAGGAGGACAGUCGAAUCAAUUGAAUUAUCCCAUUGGUUUAUCAUUCGAUCGACAUGGCAAUCUCUAUGUCGCCGAUCAGUGGAAUAAUCGAGUUCAAAAAUUUAAUAUUGAUUCAAAUUCAUAG
This is a messenger RNA of Didymodactylos carnosus, 809 nucleotides long. The record is from the annotation of a GenBank genome assembly. Lineage: Eukaryota; Metazoa; Rotifera; Eurotatoria; Philodinida; Philodinidae.